CCAGGAUAUUUGUCACGUGACCAUAAAAUGUUGGACAUUUAUACAGGUUAAUUGGCAGUAGAUAGAAAUUAAACACAGGUGGAUUAUAAAAAUUGAAACAUGAAACACGUCUUUUUGUUUCUAUUAGUGUUAAGUUUAUCAAGUUAUUCGUGGGGGAAAUGGGCAGUGGGAGAAAUAAAUACACUGGAGGACUGGGUGUUCCUUACCAGGUUUUGCUUCCUCUCUGACAAGGGGACUUUGAGAUUUGAGUUUGAGUACCCAGUUGAAUAUGGCCCUCAGAAUAUCUUGCUGUAUUUUGACACAAAAGACCAAUGGCCAGCAGUUUACAAAACUGACAAGAGCUGCAUAGACAAGGUGGAAGUGGCGGCCAUAGAGCGUGGACAAAGGCUUCGACUGGAACCAAGACCUCUUACUGGCAGCACUCCGGUUCCCCUCCCUACAUACAUAGAUUGCGCGUAUAAAACAAUAAAUAACCAGAAUAUGGUGGUUUGUGAUGAUGGUCGGUAUUUUAAGUCUGCACGUGAAAGGUGGUGGUAUAUCGCCAUCAGUCGAUGUCAGGAAGCAAACUAUACUGCACUUCCUGUUGGUAUCAAACUGAAGUACAAGAUUCACAUGACCAAUGGGGCAGUGGGAGACUACUUGCACAGGGAAUAUUCUGCUGAUGAAUUCUAUAUUCUGCCAAUAGACAUUGCCUUCCUGAUAGUAUACGUGGUGCUGUGUGUUCUGACAGUAGUCUGUGCAGUGUUAUUGCGCAAUCGUCAGCUGUGGCACACGACCUACAAGAUGUACAUGGUGUCAGUGAAGCUGUGGACAUUCUAUCUCUUCCUCAUGUGCAUAGCCUAUGGCACCUAUGGAAAUGAUGGGAAUGGUGACAAGUUGCAGUUCAUCAAAUCUUUCGCGCGGGCCUUUGAAGCUAUCAGUAUUAUGGUCUUUCUGCUGAUGUUGAUUCUGGUUGGCAAGGGUUACACGAUCACACGUGGCAAGCUGAGUAAUGUCUCCACAGUCAAGAUCUCCGUGUUUAUGACCCUCUACACCAUCACCUAUGUUGUCAUCUUCAUCUGGGAAGCUAUCAUCUUUGACCCGGGUCUGGUCCUGUACCUGUACGAGAGCCCCCCAGGGUAUGCCCUAAUCGCCAUGAGGAUAAUCGGCUACCUCUGGUUUUGUUACUCGAUAUUCUUCACUCUCAAACACUACCCGGAGAAGAGGACCUUCUAUUACCCACUCUUUGUCUUUUAUACUUUAUGGUUUUGGGCUGGUCCCAUAGUGAUUUUAGUGGCCAGUAAUGCCAUAGCUCUGUGGUCCAGAGAGAAAACAGUUGUAGGAGUAGAAAAUUUUGUCUCAUUUUGUGGCCAUGUUUUUUUCCUGAUUUUAACCCGUCCAUCUGCAGCAAAUAAGAACUUCCCUUACCAUGUGCGGACAACCCAGAUCGGUAUCAUGGAGAAUGUCCCGCACCACAUGUCACAGGGGGAGGAGGGCAGUUUUACCCCUGGGGUGGCCUACGCGGUCAGUAACCCCAUGAUGGGGUCAAGCAGUGGCCCUGACCUCACAAAUCUGUUUGUGACCUCGAGGACAAAGUCCAUGUCAGAGCAGGGAGAGAAAUCUGAAACGUCCUUCAACAACAACUACUCGAAUGGAAAUGGUUCUGUGCAUAAUUCACAACCGCCUGAGUACACAACUUUCCCUUCCCCCUCUGCCCCGCCCCCGGUAUACAUGGAGCUGUUUCAAGCUCGUAACAGCAUCGCUGAGUAACUGACCCCUGACCUGCAUCACCAUGGAGACUGGGUUUUCAUGACUACACUAUUGCCUUGUUGUUAUCACUAGGACAUUGACUAGUGCCCAUAACCUUAAAUUUGUUUUGAUGAAUCUUGACUUUUAAGUUGUGUUGAAAAGAACCUAAUUCAUUUUGUAGUCUGUUAUAUCUCCACUUUUGUUAAAAAUGCACCCACUGGUUCUGAUUAAAAUGGUCCAGUCAAGAGAUUAUUGCCAAUAAAGGUUGUGAACUAUGUUUUACAGUAUUGAAAAUUUUAAUCGUUAAUUGACAAUAUAACAUAUGAGACAUUUUACCUGAGUCAUAUUUCGGGACACAAUAAUAUUCUUAUCCUUAGCUUUUUCUGGGGAGUUUUAUGGAUGUUGGUCCAGGAUUGCAGAUUUAUCUCUUUUUUUUCAAACUGGCUCUCAAAAAAAGAUCUGAACAUACCAUGUCCUGUGAUUGGUGAUGUGCUUUCUCAUGUUUGCAAAAUAAAUAUGAAUGCAGUUUAAUAUAAAUUUCUUUCUGUUAGCAUUUAUUAUGCUUUAAACAUGUACAUAUUUUGUUACAACGACUGUCUUACACUUAAUUGUUGUCUUUGAAAGAGAUGGCAGUUUUAAUCUAUUUUCUACCAUUUUUCCAUAUACAUUCAUCCAUCCACAUGUGAAAACAACAGCCGAUUAAAGGCAUGUGCUUAACAGCAACAAGUUGUAAAUUUAUCUAAGAUUAAUUUUUUCAAAACACUGAAAUAUCUUUGAUUCCUUUAGAUAUAAUUAUGUAUGAUUACCAAAUGUAUAUUGCUUUUUCAUAAGCUAGUUCAUGUGCUUAGAAGCUAGUUCAUGUGUAGAAUCUCCAAAGAAAGUAAACAAUAAUACUAUGCAAACAAAUUAUGGCCAAUUGUACUUGCAAACAGUUUUGCAAAGAGGUUGUGAAUUUUUAAGCCCAUUCAAUUCAUUGAGUAAUGCUUAAUAUUUAAUGAUUGAUUUAGAUCAACAAAUUGCUAUAAUCAUAAUAACAUUUUACGUGAUUUUCUGAAGAAACAAUACAUUUUUACCAAUGAUAUUUAUAAAAAAAAGUUGAGUGUUUUUUAUUGUACAGUUCGAUGACAAAAAAUUCACUCAUGUUUGAUUAUCAUACCCAUGUUUUACACUCAUGUUACCAUGGUACCCAAAAUGUAAGGAGUCUAUUUACCAUGGUUACCAAAAUUUUCAAUAGUGUAAGAAAAAUCGUUACCAAGGUGUAAUGCAUACUUAAAGUGUUGUUCUUGAGGAAAUCGUAACCAAGGUGUAUCGAUUCUUUUAGCCCCUGUGUGAAGUUUUUUUCUGGCUACCAAACAAUGGAAUGUCUUCCAACACAAUGGUUGUUUGUUAUCUUGUUAGCAUGGUAACCUUCAGAUAAUUUGUCAUUGUCACAUCCCUUUCUUUUUUGUUUUCUUAAGGUUUGUUAUUUGUUUGGUUACAUAGCUUUUUAUGUUUUUAUGAUAUUUUUAAGUUGAUUCACAGAUUAACUGUGAGAUCAAUUCACAGGGAAAAAUACCCGGUACUGGGAAAUGUUGUCAUUAUUUUGUGGCAUGAACAAAUGAAUUUGCUUAUUUCUUUUUCAUAGCAUUUCAAAAGUUAAAAUUUAUUUGAAUAUUUUAAAUUGUUAGUUUUUGUUUUUUAACAGCCGAUUUAUUUAAUGUGUAUUUUAUGAACACAAUUUAAUUAAAACAUUCCGUCCAUUAUUAAAAUGUAUACAUUACUUUGUGUCUGUAUAUUACUAUAUUUAUGACAUUUUUCUUUAAUAUAGUCUAUGGCAGUUGUUGUGAACAAUCAAGAUAUCUUUGAAACAAAUAACAUCUUUUUCCUUAUAAUGUGCAGUGUAAGUAAAGAGAAAUAGAUUAUGUAACAAUCAACACUUACUUUUCCACAACUUUAGUUUUUUGUCAAGCAUUUGUUAUUUCUCAAAGUGCAAUGGCUUAACUUCCAGCAAGGACAGAACAUAUCUAUUGUGACCGAUUUUCACAAUAAUGUCAUUGCUUAUUGUGAUUUCCAUCAGACAUGUCUAGACCUUGAUUGAAAUAGCAUGUCUCACACCAGAUGGCAAAUUCUCUGUCUAUCAGCAGCUAGAAUUGGCCAAGUUGUGAAGGUCACAUGAUACAGCUCUCUGAUGUAACUUUCCUGGCCUGCCACAUGUUUUUUGAAAACACAUUUUCUUGAGGAGAUAUGGUCCAAGCACACAUUUAGCUGUUAACUGUGUAUUUCUCUUUGAAUUAUUUGUAUGUUUGUUAUUUUGUUUUACUCUUUUUGGUUCGUACAAAAUGAUUAUUGGGAACAUAUGUUUGCUAAAAAAAUAAUUACAACAAAUGGAAGUCCUAUCCAAUGCUGCCCAGAAUUGUUUAGCAGAUCUAUGUUGGUUAGGUUUCUGUAGUUUAUAUUUUCAGUUAUAUGAACAGGUUUUUGUAUAUAAAUAAUAUAUUUUUAUUACAUUUAUAUCUUAUGAAUUGUAUAUAAAUAAAGAGAUGUAUUGUCAUAAUUAUAAUGUUAUUUUUUAAGUUAUAAUUGAACUGUUCAUAAUUCAAGUUUAUUGUCCCCUACAGGUGAAACUGGAGGGGACUUAUAUGGUUUGCUCUCUGUCUGUCAGUCAGUCUGUAAGUCUGUCAGUCAGUCUGUCAGCCUGUCUGUCUGUCACACUUUUCUGGAUCCUGCAAUUACUUUAAAAGUUCUUCAUAUUUUUCAUGAAACUUGAAACAUGGAUAGAUGGCAAUAUGGAGAUUAUGCACGUCAUUUCAUUUUGUUCCUACGUCAAGAAUUCUGGUUGCUAUGGCAACAAAUAUAUAUAUUUUUUUAAAUCUGACAAUGGUGGAGUUUCACCGGUAGGGGACAAUAUUGCUUGGCAAUCUCUUGUUCAAUCUGCUUUAAUUUUACUUCUCAAUUAAAAUGUGUAACCAUUACUUUUUAGACAAAGCCUAUUGUUGGUUAUAAACUUUAUCUGUAUUUGAUUAUACACGCUGUUAAUAAAGGUUCUCUUGUUUUGAUGAACAAGAAUGUUA
Messenger RNA from Dreissena polymorpha, 4778 nucleotides. RefSeq names its product transmembrane protein 145-like. The coding region runs from base 100 to 1749 and encodes 549 amino acids. The transcript is spliced from 13 exons. Lineage: Eukaryota; Metazoa; Mollusca; Bivalvia; Myida; Dreissenidae. Gene Ontology annotation, biological process: response to pheromone; G protein-coupled receptor signaling pathway. The record is from RefSeq and is a predicted model, not a curated record.